AUGCUAGUUACCAGGCAUAUUGAUACCGAAUCGAGCCACUGGUCCUUCAACAAGUUUGAGACCACCUCUCAGAAGCCAUCUCGCAGCUCCUCACGCAUGUCUAACCACCUCGACGCACCAUUGUCGACGCAACCUGACUGGCAGGGACAGUAUUCGUACUUGGCUCCCGAAAGCAGCAUCUUCUCCCAACCGUACGAAGCCAGAAAUGAGAGCGCGGGUGCUUCGCAGCCGCGAUCUACCGCUGGUGGGCCUGGCCAGCUGGACGUCUCUGUGAAGCUGGAUGCAAGCUCACCCGAAGCCCAUCAGAAGAGUCCGGAGGCCCUAUCACCAGUCAUCAAGCAACGAUCUCCCUCCGUGGAGCAGCCGGGACAACACCAUCUCGAGGCCUCGACACCAAAAGCAGCAACGGCUCCAGCACAUGAGCCACACUCGAUGGCUCAGGACACCUCCAGCUUUCCAAUGGCAUCGGCGCAAGCAGCUUCUGCGGUCCAAACGGACCAAGAGCCAGGGAGCUCGUCGGUCCCGAUCGCCAGCGAGGAAGAGACUGUCCUCCUGAAGGAAGAGGAUGAUGAUGUCUUCGACGAUGAUGACAUGGAUGGCGACGAGAAUCCGUCAGGUCAGCCACAGACCGCAGCAGAGAGGACCGCCCAACGGAGGAAGAUGAAGCGUUUCCGUCUUACCCACCAGCAGACUCGUUUUCUGAUGAGCGAGUUCGCAAAGCAGCCACAUCCUGACGCAGCCCACAGGGAACGCUUGUCCCGAGAAAUCCCUGGUCUGAGCCCACGGCAGGUCCAGGUUUGGUUCCAGAACCGCCGUGCCAAGAUCAAGCGACUUACGGCAGAUGAUCGUGACCGCAUGAUCAAAAUGCGAGCUGUGCCUGACGACUUUGACAACGUGCAGGCUCUUCACUCACCAUACGGCGCGGUCCAUGCGCUCGGGGCCCCGAUGGCUUCACCUGUUGAGUUCGGCUCCUCUGCAUACAGCGACCACAUGAUGAGACCUUUGAUGGUGGACGUGCGACGAAGCGAGGCAGAGGACCACAUGUCGCCAACCGGUCUGAGCCCAGCUUUUGGAAACAUCGGUUUCAGCGCCUCGGCUUCAUUAAGCAACUCUGAUAUACUAUCCCCCAUGUCCCCUACGACCAACGAUCACCGAUACGGAUACAGCAGUCACCUCUCGCCCACGAGUGCCGGGCACAGACCAACAAAUGCCUUUGGUCGACAAACCAGCCUCGACCAGUCCAUGAUGCAUGGCCGGCAACACGCUCGUCCACUUCAACCGCUCCAUCUUCGCGAGACGCUGUCAAGGUCACGGUCCGACAACCUGCAGUCACCUCUCCGAUCCGGUAUGUCAUGGAAAGGAGACUCGAUAGAUUAUACUACCUACGCCGGUGGCAGUACUAGCCCACAGAUGAGCGGUCGUCAACAAUCAGUCUACCAGCCGGAACAACUGAGUAGCGGCACCUCAGGCCCCAGCGGCAUCGGCUACGACUCGGCCUCGUAUUCCACCCACGCUUCUCAGUCUCCGCCAAACAUCAACUACUCCAGUUACCAACCCUCCAGCUUGCAGUCCACUCAGAACAGACUGCGAAACAGAGCCUCCUCGGCGACAUUCCCCCUGGGGCUCGAUCUUCGCAACCAGUAUAGAUCCUCCUCGCUCCACUCUGCCAGCAGCCGCGACCUCUCCUCCGCCACAUCGCACUUCAGCGGCACCUCUGCACCGAGCUACACAGCCAGCUACCCCUCCGCACCCCUGACUGCACCCAUGGACUUUGCACUUCCCCGCACUCCCGGCAGCGCAAGCACCGGCCCCCGAUCGGGUGUCCACGACUACUCGAUGCCUCAGAUGAGCGCACCCAUCGCGCCUCCACAUGAUUUUGCCCAGGCAUUCCAAGGCGCCAGCGUCAGGACCCCAAUGCGAGACACUUUCACUGGUGGUCACCAGGCGACCGAGCACCGCAGCGAUUACGGCACAGAUUUCGGAUCUGGAUCGGCCUUGAAGAGGAAGCGAAGCUUCACCAUGCCUGGAGGCGGGCCAGCUUCUCGGCCCGGAGCAUACGGCAACUCGACCUGA
Verticillium nonalfalfae is the source of this 2073-nucleotide messenger RNA. RefSeq lists its product as uncharacterized. The record is from RefSeq and is a predicted model, not a curated record. The transcript is spliced from 4 exons. Gene Ontology annotation, biological process: regulation of transcription by RNA polymerase II. Gene Ontology annotation, molecular function: DNA-binding transcription factor activity, RNA polymerase II-specific; RNA polymerase II transcription regulatory region sequence-specific DNA binding. Bases 1 to 2073 code for a protein of 690 amino acids. Lineage: Eukaryota; Fungi; Ascomycota; Sordariomycetes; Glomerellales; Plectosphaerellaceae.